UUACAAUAUGCUUCGUUUGGUUCCAGUACUGAUCUCGUAGAGUGGCUUUUCUCACCAAAAUGGAGGAUUCUUCUUUCUGUAGGCCACAUUUUUACUGUUGCCAUUUGAAAGAUUGUGUUUUAACUAUCCGGUCAUGUGGUCCUAUUCUUGCAUAAUUUAACUUCCACUCUUUCCUCAAUAUAGUUAUUAAAUAACUCAAACCUUAAUGUGUCUGUGUGUGUACAAUACAACUUAGUUCAUGGUGUUAUCACCUUUAAUUGUCCUCUGUUUCCUCUGGUCUAGCUGGCCCUUGGAACCGGGGCAAGGCAAAUUCAUGUCUCUGCAGCCUUCAGCGCCAAGGCCAAGGUGGCCAUGAGCCGCUUUGAGCCUGGCUCCAGCAUUAACUAUGAGAAGAUGCACAAGAACAUCAACAUUGUACGCAGGAGGCUCAGCAGGCCUCUCACUCUGUCGGAGAAGAUUGUGUACGGUCACCUGGAUGACCCAGCUGGGCAGGAGAUCGACCGCGGCCGCACCUAUCUGCGCCUGCGUCCGGACCGUGUGGCCAUGCAGGAUGCUACAGCUCAAAUGGCAAUGCUUCAGUUCAUCAGCAGUGGUCUGCCCACGGUGGCGGUUCCCUCCACCAUCCACUGUGAUCAUCUGAUUGAGGCUCAGAUUGGAGGAGUCCAGGACCUGCAGAGGGCUAAGGACAUAAAUGAGGAAGUGUACAACUUCCUUGCAACUGCUGCUGCUAAAUAUGGAGUUGGCUUCUGGAAACCCGGAUCAGGGAUCAUUCAUCAGAUCAUCCUGGAGAAUUAUGCCUAUCCUGGGGUGUUGCUGAUUGGUACAGACUCCCACACUCCCAAUGGUGGUGGCCUGGGCUCCGUCUGUAUUGGAGUGGGCGGAGCUGACGCCGUGGAUGUCAUGGCUGGAAUCCCUUGGGAGCUCAAGUGUCCUAAAGUGAUUGGAGUGAAGCUGACAGGAAGCUUGUCUGGUUGGACCUCUCCAAAGGAUGUCAUCCUGAAGGUGGCUGGCAUCCUGACUGUGAAGGGCGGCACUGGAGCCAUUGUGGAGUAUCAUGGGCCUGGAGUUGACUCCAUCUCCUGCACUGGAAUGGCCACUAUCUGCAACAUGGGUGCUGAGAUUGGAGCCACCACGUCCAUUUUCCCCUACAACCACCGCAUGAAGACGUACAUGGAGAAAACUGGCCGUGGAGAGAUUGCCACUGUGGCUGAUCAGUUCAAAGAUGACUUGGUCCCAGAUAAAGGCUGUGAAUACGACCAGGUCAUUGAGAUUAACCUGAGUGAGUUGAAGCCCCACAUCAACGGGCCGUUCACCCCUGACCUGGCCCACCCUGUGUCUGAUAUCGGGGCUAUAGCUAAGAAGAGCGGCUGGCCCCUUGAGGUUAAAGUUGGUCUGAUCGGCAGCUGCACUAACUCGAGCUACGAGGACAUGGGCAGAGCGGCCUCUCUGGCCAAGCAGGCUCUGGAUAAAGGUCUGAAGUGCAAGGCCCAGUUCACAGUCACCCCAGGAUCUGAACAGAUACGCGCCACGAUCGAACGGGAUGGAUAUGCCAAGAUCUUGAGUGAUGUUGGUGGGAUUGUACUGGCCAAUGCUUGUGGACCCUGCAUCGGACAGUGGGAUAGGAAGGAUGUGAAAAAAGGAGAGAAGAAUACUAUUGUCACAUCCUUCAACAGAAACUUCACUGCCAGGAAUGAUGCUAACCCAGCUACUCAUGCUUUUGUCACCUCUCCUGAGAUUGUCACCGCCUUGGCCAUCGCCGGGACCCUCGACUUCAACCCAGAGACAGACUAUCUGACCACUCCUAGCGGAGAGAAGUUCAAGCUGGAGCCCCCCACCGGUGACGAGCUGCCCUCCAGAGACUUCGACCCGGGCCAGGACACCUACCAGCACCCCCCAGCCGAGGGCGGCUCAGUCCAGGUGAACGUGAGCCCCUCAAGCAACCGUCUGCAACUGCUGGAGCCCUUCGACAAGUGGCAUGGAAAAGACCUGGAGAACAUGAGGGUCCUGAUUAAGGUGAAAGGAAAGUGCACCACUGACCACAUCAGUGCUGCCGGUCCCUGGCUGAAAUUCCGCGGCCACCUGGACAACAUCUCCAACAAUCUGCUGAUCGGUGCAGUCAACAUUGAGAAUGACGCCGUCAACAAGAUCAAGAACCAGCUGACAGGAGAGUACGGAGGUGUGCCAGACGUGGCUCGCUACUACAAAGCCAAUGGAGAGAGCUGGGUGGUGGUUGGAGAUGAGAACUACGGAGAAGGGUCCAGCAGAGAGCACGCUGCCCUGGAGCCACGACACCUUGGAGGCCGCGCCAUCAUCGUCAAGAGCUUUGCCAGAAUCCAUGAGACUAACUUGAAGAAGCAGGGCCUGCUGCCUCUGACGUUUGCUGACCCCAAAGACUACGACAAAAUUCGCCCUGAUGACAAGAUUUCGAUCACCGGGCUGAAGUCCUUUGCUCCCGGCAAGCCCCUGACAGCUGUGAUCAAGCACAGCGAUGGCAGCCAGGAUUCCAUUUCUCUCAACCACACCUUCAAUGAGACGCAGAUCGAGUGGUUCCAGGCUGGCUCUGCCCUCAACAGGAUGAAGGAGCUCCAGUAAUUAGUGGGAGAGACGGGAGGCAGGGCCUGUAGGGGCCACUGAGGGGCCUUGGCACGGGUUAAGAAGGGGAGUAGUGUGGGCCUAGAGAGGGGCUUUGCAAAGAGGAAGAGACAAUGUGAACGGUAGAUGGUGACCAGACUUUUUGGUGUCCAUGUUGGUUUAGGCACAACUGUCUUUAUGCUCGCUGAAAGAAAGAACUCACACACACACACAAGGUCGCUGUACAGACGAAAAGCGCACACACACAUACACACACAAGCACGCACAUGCACAGACAGGAUUACUGUGAAAGCAUUCCCGCAGCAGCAUCACUCGCACUGGCAGCACUCCUCAGUUUAACAUCCGAUUUGUCGAGCUUAUUUGUUCACUGAGUGUAACCCUGUAGCUAGAUAUGUUCCUAAUUUUGUGACAGAUUGGUAUCACUAUUUUAUUUUUCUAAUGUGGAUGUUGUUUGGAUUGUUUCGAGCUUCCCCUUAGAGAAACAGACUUGUUGGAAGCAUUCAAAUAAAGGAUUAUUCAUUAUCAAUCUCAUAUUUAAUGAUUGUACCUAGCAGUAUAAAAACCUGAUUCAGACCCUGAAUUAAUAGUUAGAUACAGAAUAUCAUUAAAAGUAAAAUUGGUGAAGCAGUGACAAUUUAACAGCGUCAUGCUUUAAUAUCUUUAACUGAAUUAUACAUCUUCUUUAAUGUUUAUCUCAGUAGUUUCCAUCCAAACAGCUCAAUAAGCUGAAUGAGUUGUUCAACUCAUGAAUGUAUUUUUCCUUCAUUAUGUCCAGACUUGUCGACUGAAGAACAUCUUUUCCACAUGUUCUCAAUAAUUAUGAUGCACCAAAUGGUGAUGAACUCUAGUCUUCCUUCAGUUUCCUCCUGCAGUGGGCUGAUGGGUUUGCUGCUCUCUGACUCCAUUAUUGACUUGAACAAAUGUUUCCUCACUCAUUGUAGACUGUAAACAAUCUACCACGCUCACCUAUUUACUGUAGGCAGCAUCACUAACAUCCCAUCAGCCCGUGUGCUGUCAGAGCACAACUGCAGCUCACACGUACCCCACUCAGUCUGACAUCUUUCAUGCUGUUGUUGUUGCACUUUUCAUUUUGAGCAUUACACAGACUGUGGUUCACUCCGCUACAUUUCAGCCUACAUGUGAGUCUGUGUUCACUCCAUGCUGUUCUUCCAAUGCUUGCUUGCUCAUACUCUUGUCUUUUUGCAUGACAUAACACCCGUUGUGUGAAAACUUUCCUGUGUGAUUGUCUGUGACAACAAACCACAACACAUACUGCUAUUGUGUUGGUGCUAGGCUUUUCAUUUUUUCUUUCCGUCUGUGUUUUGUCCUGUGUGUGUGUGUUUGUGUGUGUGUGUGUGAUGCGUGAUUGUUUUUAUCAGGUUAACACUGGGCUGUGUUGACAUUUGUCUGUCCUUCUUUGCUCAUCCUGUCUCUUUUUGCUCUCACCAGGCUGGAUCAUGCAGUCCAAACCACAACCUGAUAUGUUUGCGGAAAAUAGGCUGUAAUCAGAGUUUGUGUUGCUAGACACUGAAGAUACGCUGGGCAAGAUUUUUAAUGUAAAUUCUCUUGUAGCGUAUAGAUACAGGAAAUCUUCUGCGCCCAUAGGAAAUUGCAGCGUAACAGUGUAAUGAAACU
Morone saxatilis (striped sea-bass) is the source of this 4227-nucleotide messenger RNA. Its product is annotated as aconitate hydratase, mitochondrial. Gene Ontology annotation, molecular function: 4 iron, 4 sulfur cluster binding; aconitate hydratase activity. Bases 352 to 2592 code for a protein of 746 amino acids. The record is from RefSeq and is a predicted model, not a curated record. Lineage: Eukaryota; Metazoa; Chordata; Actinopteri; Moronidae. Gene Ontology annotation, biological process: tricarboxylic acid cycle. The transcript has 17 exons. Gene Ontology annotation, cellular component: cytosol; mitochondrion.